Messenger RNA from Theileria equi strain WA, 2037 nucleotides. RefSeq lists its product as hypothetical. The transcript has a single exon. Bases 1 to 2037 code for a protein of 678 amino acids. NCBI's taxonomy places the organism in Eukaryota, Apicomplexa, Aconoidasida, Piroplasmida, Theileriidae. The record is from RefSeq and is a predicted model, not a curated record.
AUGGACGAUAUAGAUUGCGAUAGGUCUCUAAAUGUUCUUGUUAAAGAAGAUAACAAGAUGAAUUUUAAUCACAGAAAAAACGAAGUUUAUGAGCAUCGGGAGGAGAAGAAUGAUUUCUCUGCUUUCAGAUACAUGGGCUGGAAAUCCCAAAACUUGAGGGUGGUAAUACUCAUUCUUGCGCUUAUUUUUAUGCAAAAGCCCAUAUUGUGUAUGGAUGUUCAGGGUAUAGAUAUAUUUCCCCGUCAAGAUGAAUUCGUCCAAACCUUUGGUGGGACUACAACCGUAUAUCCCGAAGCUUCUACCAAAGUCGUGGAUAAGUUUAUAAAAAAGGAACCAAAUUGUGGUUCUUCAAAACCAUCUGAAGGGCUGUUGGAUGUUCCAUCAGAAUCUCCAAAGGAUCAAGGUGUUUCCUCCAAGAAUAAAAAAACUUUUAGCAGAGAUACUUCAUUACCCACCGAUGAUAAGCAGGAUGAAUUGAAUGCGUACAAACGGUUAGAGUUUGUAUCAUCUCAUACAGAGAAUACAAAGUUUUCCCUCGAUGCAGUAGAUGGUCAUGUUGGCGGUGAUUUACAUGAAUUUGAAGCUAUUAUACAGAGUUUGAACAAGCUAAAAGGUACAAUGAUUAAGCAUAACCUUGAUUUGGAUGGGUAUAUAUUGAGGGUAAAGGAGCUUAGACAUGCUAAUGUACAUUUGUGUGCCAGUACAAGUGGGUCAUGUAAAUUUUGUUCCGCUAUGGAAGUUUUGUAUAAGGAGUUUGAUUUUGUAUUACGUGAGAUCGAUAUGGUAAGAAAGGGGAAUAUUUACUAUAGCAGAGAUUCUGGGCAUAUUUUAGACAAAAUCACAGUAAUGGAGGCUCUUCAUGGCUUAUAUAUAGUGUACAGGACUCCGUUUACUGUUCUAAGACACAAUUUUGUAGUUUAUAGACGCAUGGAAAAUUUUGCUUCCAAGGUAAUGUUCCAUCAUGUACCGAAUGGAUCUAAAAAGCUCUAUAAAUAUCUUUAUCACUAUUUUAACAAAUCUAUGGAAUGGAUAUAUAGUUCUGGAAUUAAAUUGCUAAGAUAUACGCAUUUAUCCAGGAAUUUUUUCGCAAAAAAGAGCCUUGUGCUGGAUAGUGUAAUAUCCAAAUUCCUAAACAUGGAAUUUCAUAUAAAUGUCUAUGAGCACGAGAAGAUCGAGGAACCAACUUUAUUAUCUGUUUACUGGUCAAAGAUAAAACGUUUAUUGUAUAAACAUUAUAUGUAUACCAAAUUUGCGGUACUUAAAAAUAGGAGCAUUGAUAUUUUAAAAAUUUAUAGUCGUCCCUCUCUGCAAGCUGCAGAUGUAGAUUCUGGAUAUAAUUUAGACUACAUAGACUCCGAACAAUCAGGGGACCUUUAUUAUUUGAAUGAUUCCAAGUAUUCUAUUCUCACUGUUUUAUUGAAGAUGUACUUAUUUAAGCUACUUGUUACUCUCCAAAGUGUUUUUAUACAGAUUCUUAGGCACGUUUGCCUAUUCUCCCACAUAUUUGUCAAACUACCGGGAAAUGAUGUAACUGUUGACACGUACAGUGCCUCUCUAUGGCAUGUAAAGGAUGAUUCAAUUUUCAAUCUCAAAAAUUCGUACAUAAUUCUUAGGAAUAUAUCCCUAAUAACUUUGCACAGAUUUGACAAAUUCCUUGACUUUUGUUUCAGUUAUGCUAAUACACUGAAUCCAGAACUUUCUGUUUUGGUACCAAGGGAUCUAUCCAAUCGUAUUUUCUUCAUUUCAGUCAUAAUCAUAAUUUCACUUCUUAUGAUACUCUUUUUGAGAUUUUUGAUGAGCGUUCUGUCAUUGUUGCUUAGUGGAUGUAUUUAUGGAUCUAGUUCAUCUCUGAACAAGGGAAGGAUGAGAAACAUGUACCAAAAAUCUCUCUUUAGACGUCUUAUACAAACUCUAAUGAAGUCAUUCACGCCACAAAACAAAACACAUCCAAGGAGAAAGCAUAGGCACUAUCGCAAUUAUGACGAUGAAAAUACACACGACAGCUUUAAAGCGUAUAAGCCUAACACACGAAUGUAG